AUGGGUAGACAUGAGUCAGCACUUCAGCUCUUCUCUCCAGAGGCUAAAACUCUGGCUCUGUCUGAGGGACCAAAAGUAGAGAAUGCUGACAUGAAUGUCAUAGAGCCUCCAGAAUACCCAAAGAAGUUAUCUGACAAAGAUAUGGCAGUCAUAAGGAUCCAGGCCUGGUGGCGGGGCACACUGGUACGGCGGGUGCUACUGCACGCAGCCCUCAGGGCCUGGAUCAUUCAGUGCUGGUGGCGGUUGAUACUGUCGAAGCUUCUGGAGAAGAGGCGGCGGGUGGCUCUGGAGUCCUUUUCCCGGGAGGAGAGGGCAGCAGUUACUCUGCAGUCCUGGGCCCGCAUGUGGUUCAUCCGUCGGCGCUAUUGCCAGGUGCUCAAUGCUACCCGCAUCAUCCAGGCCUACUGGAGGUGCCACUCCUGUGCUGCCCGGGGUCUCAUCAAGGGCCAGUACAGAGUCACUGCCAAUCAACUACAUCUCGAACUGGAGAUCUUGCUGGGCUCAGGGCCUUGCAUUGUAACAGAAUGUAUUCCCCUCCCAAUAAAGGAGUGAAGUGGUCUUUUC
Otolemur garnettii (small-eared galago) is the source of this 564-nucleotide messenger RNA. RefSeq names its product IQ motif containing F1 (gene IQCF1). Gene Ontology annotation, biological process: positive regulation of acrosome reaction. Gene Ontology annotation, molecular function: calmodulin binding. NCBI's taxonomy places the organism in Eukaryota, Metazoa, Chordata, Mammalia, Primates, Galagidae. The transcript is spliced from 3 exons. The record is from RefSeq and is a predicted model, not a curated record. The coding region runs from base 1 to 552 and encodes 183 amino acids. Gene Ontology annotation, cellular component: acrosomal vesicle.